Molecule: messenger RNA, 2367 nt
Organism: Pteropus alecto (black flying fox)
Lineage: Eukaryota; Metazoa; Chordata; Mammalia; Chiroptera; Pteropodidae
Gene: LMAN2L
Product: lectin, mannose binding 2 like
Exons: 10
Coding region: 33-1112 (359 amino acids)
Biological process (GO): endoplasmic reticulum to Golgi vesicle-mediated transport; Golgi organization; endoplasmic reticulum organization
Cellular component (GO): COPII-coated ER to Golgi transport vesicle; Golgi membrane; endoplasmic reticulum-Golgi intermediate compartment
Molecular function (GO): D-mannose binding
Source: RefSeq, a predicted model, not a curated record
GGGCUUUUGAUGAAGGGACGGCGGUGGGAAAGAUGGCGGCGACUUUGGGUCGCUCGGGGUGGUGGCGGUGUUGGGCGCGACGUUUGUCGGCUCCGAAUGGGCCCAGGAUGUUGCUCUUUCUCCUUUUGUUGGGUUCUGGGCAGGGCCCACGGCAAGUCGGGGCGGGUCAGACGUUCGAGUACUUGAAACGGGAGCACUCGUUGUCGAAGCCCUACCAGGGUGUGGGCACAGGCAGUUCCUCGCUGUGGAAUCUGAUGGGCAGCGCCAUGGUGAUGACCCAGUAUAUCCGCCUUACCCCAGAUAUGCAAAGUAAACAGGGUGCCCUGUGGAACCGGGUGCCAUGUUUCCUGAGAGACUGGGAGUUGCAGGUGCACUUCAGAAUCCAUGGACAAGGGAAGAAGAAUCUGCAUGGGGACGGCUUGGCCAUCUGGUAUACCAAGGAUCGGAUGCAGCCAGGGCCUGUGUUUGGAAACAUGGACAAAUUUGUGGGGCUGGGAGUAUUUGUAGACACCUACCCCAAUGAAGAGAAGCAGCAAGAGGCCCAGAAGAGGCGAUAUUCUCCAGGAGUCCAGAGGGUUUUUCCCUACAUCUCUGCCAUGGUGAACAACGGCUCCCUCAGCUAUGAUCAUGAGCGGGAUGGGAGGCCAACAGAGCUGGGGGGCUGUACAGCCAUUGUGCGCAACCUCCAUUAUGACACCUUCCUUGUGAUCCGCUAUGUCAAGAGGCAUUUGACGAUUAUGAUGGACAUUGAUGGCAAGCACGAGUGGAGGGACUGCAUCGAGGUGCCUGGGGUCCGCCUGCCCCGGGGCUACUACUUCGGCACCUCCUCCAUCACCGGGGACCUCUCGGACAACCAUGACCUUGUCUCCCUGAAGCUGUUUGAGCUGACAGUGGAGAGAACCCCAGAAGAGGAGAAGCUUCAUCGAGAUGUCUUCCUGCCCUCGGUCGACAACAUGAAGCUACCUGCAAUGACAGCCCCACUGCCACCCCUGAGUGGCCUGGCCCUCUUCCUCAUUGUCUUCUUCUCUCUGGUGUUUUCCGUAUUUGCCAUUGUCAUCGGGAUCAUACUCUAUAACAAGUGGCAGGAACAGAGCCGAAAGCGUUUCUACUGAGCCCUAAAGUGCCACUGCCACCUCUGUGGCUAUCACCGUGAGGGAUGGGAGGAGCAGGUGCUGGCCUGAGCACACAGCCCAGCGGUCAUCUUCAGUCUCCAGCAACUGGUCAGGGACUCUGUUCUGUCACUAGAGCUUUGAAUGCAGGGACACGGUCAUCUGUGGGCCCUCUGACUCUGGUUCAGGAAGCCCCCCCCACAGGGCCAUGCUGUGACGUGCCUUUCCCUGCAGUCCUCCCCUGGGAGCUUGAGGGGUGGAGAUAGUAUCUGCUGCUGUGAUGCCAAGAUCACAGAAAAGGACUCCAAAGCCCGGGCUGCCUUGGCGUUGGACUCAGGAUCCUCAUGCUUCAUGUUUAAACCUUCCAAGAUCUCCUCGUACCUUCCCACUGUUUGUUUUCUGUUUUUUGCUUUUUGUCUAAGUCUCUGUCCACCUGGCAGCAUCCUUGGAAUCUGGAUGGAAACUUCUGCCCCCCUACCCCAAUGCAGCCUGGGCUGGAAGCCAUUCGAUGCCUCUCUUUUGGGGCUGGGGCUACAAAACAGAUGCAUUUCACUAACCCUCAUGAACUAGCCGGAGGGGAGGGCUUUCUGCUUUGGCUCGCUGCUCUGGCCUUUGUUGGUCAGCAUGGCCCUUGGUUCUGUUGGUGUGUUUGCGGCCUUUCCAGGUAGGUCCCGUUAGGUCCUCAGUCAUGUUUAGCCGGAAGUUGCUGUGCAAGUGAGUAAGCUUGGAAGAUUUCAUGAAUGCGGUGGGACUGAUCCUGACAGUGACCAGCUCCAGGGUUUGGCACCAAAAGCAGCAUUUGCUGUAUGAUUCGACCAUGUAGAGAUGUUCCUGUCCCAUCCAGAGCCUGGUAGCUGCAUGUUUUGUGUCUGUCGUGAUCUUUGGCCUCUGCUCUGCAUGUUCAGAAUGUAAGGAAGCUUUCUUCCUACAGCCUUGGCCAGUACCCCCAGGAGGAAGUCUGGCUUUUCUCCUCCUAAUGGAUGAGAAAGAGGUGCUGUGUUCAUUGCAAAUCUGAGCACGGUAGAGACCCAGUUAUCUGUGCCUGGGAGUGUUUGUUGUCACUGAGCACCAGAGCCUGAGUGUCACUCUUCUAGGGUCGCCCUUAUUCCACUGCCUUAUUUGACAAGGGAUCAUGUGCUGCUCCCCUGUCUGCCCUGUGAUGGAAUUGACUCCAGAAGGUUGGAGCUCUGAGCUCUCCAGUCAUGUACUUCUGUAGCCUGAGGGAAUUCGUAAAAUGGCUGAUGGAAACCAAACAAGA